AUGACAUCAUCAUUUCUGAUUCAAUUAGCCAAACAUGAAAAACAUUCUAUGAGAAUAUUAGAGAGCAUAAAAGUUGAAUUAGAAAAAGAACAAGCACGACGUUGUGAAGCUGAAGAAAAACUGAAAUCUACCUAUGGAGAAAUAUCUCAAAGAAAAGAAGAUAUUCAGCAACAAAUAGCAAUUUUUGAAAAUAAAGUGACAGAAUUAACAGAUAUAAAUAAAAAAUUAGAAAAUGAAACUCAUGAGCUAAAAGCUAAAGUUCAAAGUCUUCAAAAUGAUUUAGAUGUUAGUGAAGCAGUUCAAAAAGAUUUUGUGAAGCUUUCUCAAUCAUUACAGGUUGAGCUUGAAAAAAUUCGUCAGUCAGAUUGUGAAGUUAGGUGGCAACAUGAUGAUGAUGUUACUGAAUGCAAUAAUUGUAAAAAGACUUUUCAUUCAAAAAAGGAAAAGCAACACUGUAAGCAUUGUGGAAAAGUUUUUUGUCCUGAAUGUACAUCUAAACUUGUUCGCAGUGGACCUCAAAAUCGACUAUUCAAAGUAUGCAAUGUGUGUCACACAUUACUGGACCGUGAUACGGCUCCUUAUUUUAGCAGCCAACCUCCUCAGACUCCAGAUUAGACAAUGGAUGUAAAUUCCUCCAUUAAUUUUCAAAUUUGUGUCUGGCUUUUCUUGUGAAUUGUAUAAUUUUGAUGCAGGCAUCACCAUCUAUUGAAAUGACUGUCAUUGCACUCAUAUGAAAAUUUUCCAUUUUUUCCAAGUUUCGUAAAAGGAACUAUUGGAGAAAGAUGAAAAUACACAUCAUUCCAUGAUCAUUUUUUCUCAUUAUACACCCACUUUCUAUUUAAUGUUGUCUGACGCGAAGAUAGACUGCUCGACUAUUUCAUGCAUGAAGAUCCACUAUUUAUAGGUAUUUCUAAAUAGAAAAAAGAAAAAAAUACUAAUGUGUAAUACAAAUGGGCAUAGAUGUUGAUUCUAAAAGAUACUCCAUUUGCUCGAUUCAGAUAUAUAUAUAUAUAUAUAUAUAUAUAUGAACAUAAUACAUUUUAAAGUGACAUUUUUGUAUAAGUAGCCACGGUUUUGUAAAAAUAUAAAAUUACAUGUCAAUAUUUUUUUUAUCACACUUGGUCUGCUAAUUUGUUUUUAAAAACUACAUUUUUGAAAAAAAUAAGUUCCUAUUUCUUUUAGCAUUUUUAUAAUUAGUUAAUUUUAGUAAUUUAAUAUUUUUAAUACAGUUUGUCUGAAAAUUAUUAUAUUUAUGCUACAUACAGAUAUGCACUGCUUAAUGAUGGGAUAUGUUGUAAGCAAUAUAUCAUUAUGUGACUUCAUUGUUAAGUGAAUGCCAUGCAAUGUACUUAGCAAACCUAUAUGUUAUAGUCUACUACUUGUAUAGACUAUAUAUAACACAAUGAUAAGUAUUUAUGUAAACAUAGAAAAUGUACAGUUAAACAUGGUAUUUCAUGUUUUGAUUUUUAAAACACUUUAAUUUAUUGUAAAAUUAUAUUCAUAGUGCAUUUGUAAUGACAUAAUAAUAAUAGUAUUUGUUGUUCAGAAAUUUUCUGAAAAUAUUUCAUUCCAUAAACUUUUUGGACAUGCCUUAUGUACUUUUUACAACUGACUAUGCUGUAGGUUUAUUUAUGAAUUAAUGCAUUGCAUGAUGCUGCCACUGCCAUGUGCUGUUACAGUGGCUACAAAUUUUUCAGCUUUGUUAUAAUCUUGUGAGACUGCAGCCAUGUAUGUGGUCUGUCAUUAAAUAGUGCAUAACUGUAUUUCUAUCAUUCAUUUUUAGUAAUUUUAUUUAAAGUUAAUUUCAGUAUGCAUAAAAUUUUUAAUAAUCCUUUCAAUGAUUUUUAUUUACUACAACAACGUUGUAGAAUUGAGAAAAAAAGAAAGUAAAAAAAAAUACCUGUGAAACAUUUUAUGUGAAUGAUGUACAGUUAGUUAAAGUAGUGCAAUUGCAAAUUUUCAAGGAAAGUUGUGAAUGUCUAGUAUUUUAUUAAGGCUGUGAUAUGACGUAAUUCUCAAUUGUGUCAGAAAGCUUUAUAAUACGGGUGUUUAUGAGCAUGUGGUGUCGAGUAUGAAAAUUAGCUUCAGUCAAAUUAUUAAGAAGUUUUGUUCCUAGUUAAGAUAAGGUUAUUUAGAAUUAUUUAAAUGGAAAAUAGUUUCAAUGAAAUAAUAAUGUUAUCCUUUACAAAACAUAUAUAUAUAUAUAAAUAUAGUUACAUAAUAAUAAAUUAUAUGUUAAAUUGCCUCUAGAUACUUUUAAAAUAUCAAAAGAUAAAUAUCUUAAGUUUUUAGAUAUUUUAUAUUAUUAAUAUGGGCCAUUUAUCUUUUUUGAUAUUGGAAUUGUGCAUAUCUCUUAAAAUGUUACUAUCUGGAAAACAAUUUAAAAAUUAUAUAUAAAAAAAUACAUAAAAGUUAAUAUCAAUAAAGUCAAUGUUUAAAAGAUCUCUUUGGAUGAUUCUCCUCCAAAAAUUUAUUCUGUAAAUAAUGAUAUAUCCAUAUAUAUUAUGCUAUAAAAAUUUGAUGAUAUGAAAAUUAAUAUUCUGUGCUAAAAUCUUAACAGAAGGUAAAAAGUACCACUGCCCAAUAGUUUAUAUUAUGGUUGAACAAUAUAUGUAUACAUAUACAUAAAAAAUAAAAAAAGUUUUUCUUUUUUUGUUUUUGUUUAUGGUAGUGUCAUAUGUUGAAGCUAUCUUGCACUUGUUUUAAAGUGCUCAAGUUAAAAUUGUUAUCAAUGUGUAAACAUUACAAAAAAUUUCAAGUAAGAAAAUAUGUGAAUUGAAUAUGAUGAUGAUAAAUAUUUUGCCCAAUAUAAAUUUAUUUUAAUCUUUUAUGUAAUUCUUGUUAUGAAUUAGUAUGUAUAGUAUUAUCAGAUUUAAAAUAAUUAUUGAUAAAAAAAUUAUGCAAAAAAUUGUACAUUAUUUCAAUUGUAGCAUAAGUUUUGCAAUUAUUUUUUUCUUGUGUUUUCUUUACACAUAUCAGAAUUUGGUAUUUGAUAGUGUACAUAUUUGUGUAUCUGUUUUAUCUGUUCUAUAUUGUAAAUAUACAUCUUGUUAAUAUAAGGCUAUAGGAGUUUUUAUGAUUCUGAUUUAUUUGAUGUGUUAUACAGUUUUUGAAAGCUUCCUAUUGUCAAAAAAGUAAUAUAAUAUUUUUUCGUUAUGAAUUUAAAUAUUGUAGUUAAAAGUCUUACUUUAUGUACAAUAAUAAUUUUGAAAUUUGUCACGGACAAAUUAUUUUAAGUGUACAAUGUAAAAAGUCUCACUCAAUGAAACUAUUUAUUUAUAAAAUAUUUAUUUUAAUGACAUAAAGUCAUGGAUAAUUUAGGUAAUAUUUCAAUUAAUUUAGUCUAUAUAUCAAUAUUAUUUUUAUACAUCCUCUUCUUAUAUUCAUAUUCUCUGACAUAGCUAUAUCUGUUAUGUACUUUUUGAACUUUUUCUUUAACUGAAUAAAAAUUGAUACUUUAUGAUAUUUUACAUAUUGCCAGUCAUAUGGCAAUGUGUGUUACAAUGCUGUACUUAUUUUCAGGUUGCUGGUUUGUAUCUGUGAAUGCUUGUUUUUGUUGGAUGUCAAUGGGAAUUGUUGUUUAUAACAAUUACAAUUUGAUAUUACAGUGGUCUUCAAACUUUUAAUGUCUGCAGAACUCCUUGUGCCAGAGUAUUAUUUUUACAGAACUCUAAGCAAUAAAGUUUAAUUAAAUAAAGAAUACAUAUAAAAUGAAGACUUCAAUUCUGUUUUAUUUUUAAGUAAUAAAAUUCUGCAUAGAUAGAUAGGUAUGAUGUAGAAAUUUUUAAUUUUUAGUAUUUUUAAUGAGAAUAUAAAUUUCUUUUAAAUGGUUUUGCAGGACUCUUUGCAGAGUUCCAUUGAAUAUAGUUUGAAUACCACUGAUGUGCAUUUAUCCAAAAUUAAAAAGAAAAAAUUAUCAAACCUGCUAAUAAUUAAGACAUUUAAAAAAAUAAUAAUUAUUAAAUGUUAAAAUUUAAAAUUUUUAAGUAAACCGAAUAAAAGUUUAUCUUAAAAAUCUUUGCCAUUUCAAGAUAACAAUUGAUUUAGUUGCUGCCCUUGCUAAUAUUUUUCAUGCUGCUUGUCAUCUUGGAAUGUACCUGUUAAUACUUUAUCCAGGUUAUUUAUAGCUAUGUCACUCUAUUGAAUAUAAGAACUAAUUUAAUUAAUCUAAAUAUCCAGUUUACAAUUAAGCAAAAUUAUAAAUUAAAUGCACUUAUGUUGAAAUGAUGACAGAGAAAAUUUAUAUUUUAUCUGUUUGCCAACAUUGCUAUUAGACAAAUAUUAGUCAGUUAUUAUUAUUUUUUAAAUAAAUCAUAAAUGAAGUAGAGCUGAAGAAAUCUAUUUUCUGUAGCUGAAGCUUAUAUAACUUCCAAUUAAAGUUUUUUUCUUCUAAUUUAUAUGCUAUUAACAUUUAUAUUUUAUAAAUAUGAUUAAAUAAUUGUUUAUAGUACAGAAAAUCAUAAAUAAUUCAUUUUUUAAACUGUAAGGAAUGAAUUUCUAACAAAUAAACUUUUGAUAAAUUGUCUCAUGAAUAUUAGAUACCAUUGCUAUUCAAUGUCAUUUCUUCCAACAAAGCUGUUUUAAUCAUGCAAAUUCUGUAAUUAUUAAGAGAGAUAAUUGUUCUAAUUUUAUCUGUCAAUAAUUACAUUGCUAUAUUAAUACCAUACUGAAAGCAAUAUUAUAUUAUUUAUAUCACUAAUGAACUGUUAUAAUAUCUGUAAUAUCUUUAUUUGCAGUGUAAGAAAAUGAAUAUGACUUUCAUAUUGAUACUGGAAAUUCUUAUUUUAAUUUUAUCCAAGAAAAUUUUAUUUAUGCUGUAGUCACAUUGAAAGCUGAAAUUUUCCAUUUCAAGAAGUGUCUGUACAUCUUGUAAUAAACAUUUGUUUCAGAAUCUGUCAAGUUUUUCUUGUCACUUCUUGAAAUGUUAAUCUAGUUUCUUCAGAUGCUGAAUCAGGUGUAUAUUUCAGCAUCUGUCUAAUGAAAGUAAGCAUUUUGUGUAAUGUUUAAUGGCUUAUUAGCUCAUGGCACUAAACAAAACUGCCAAAUAUUUCUGUAUUUUGUAAAGCAGACAGUUUCCUGGAUAUAGCUUCAAUGGCAAUUUUUACAUACUUUAGGAAUUUUUUUUUUCAUUUUUGGUUCUUUCUAUUUGUUAUUUGGCACUAAGAGGGCCUUUUUUCAUAUCCAUUGUGGAAUUGGCAGACCACAGAAAAGAGGUAGCUGGUUGAUAAGGAUAGGACCCAACAUAUCCAGGACUUACCACCCAAGAAAAAUUUCUGGGAUUGUUUGCCUGAAUUCAAAUCCAGAUCCUCCAAAGCAAUAUGACAUAUUAAUAGCCUUAACUAUCCAGUCAUCACACUUCUAACACUCAUACAGUCUGUGUAGUAUGUUUACAGUGAAGAACAUUAGAAAAUAAAAUUAUGUUGCAUUGUUUCUGACAUUACUUUUUAUUGCUCACAUGGGCUGAUAUAUCUAUAAAAGCCCAUUAAAGGUUAGACAUAUAUGUAUUAAACACAAUAAAUAUCUAACAUAUUGUAACAAGCACAAUUUACAGACUGGAAUUGUUACAAAUAAUAGAGUGCACUGUGAAUACAAUUACCUCAUAAAUUAAUUAAAUAAAAUGCCAAAAUUAAACUAAUUAAAAUACUACAAUACAAUAGUAAAAUCAAUUGAUACAGUCCAUCAGAAACUAGCUAAUUAAACUGUUGUCUUAAUUAUGUAAAGCAUAAUAUUGAUACUAUCAAUAAUAAAUAUCAUUAGUUAUAUUUACACUCAAUUAUAAUAAAUUUUCUGUGUAAAGUUUAACUCUCUUAAUGUUUGCACAAACAUUCAGCUAUUUUGAUGUAUGCCUUGUGCUAAUAAGCCAUUAGACAUAUAAAAUGCUUAGUUUCAUUAAACAGAUGUUGAAAUAUAGUGUGUUUCAGCAUCUGAAAAAAGCAGCUUAGCAUUUCAAUAAGUGAUUAGAAAAACUGGAAAGAUUCUGAAACAAAUGUUUAUUGUAAGAUGUGCUAGUACUUCAAGAAAUGGCUAGAUACUUCUUUAAAUGGCAAAUCUCAGCUUAUGGCUAUGACACACACACUUAUUUAUACAAGACAAGUCAAGUCAAAAGUUGCUUAACAUUCUGAAGCAGCAGGAAAAAUUUUGUCAUGAUAAAAACAUGUUAUGCCACCUGGUUGAUACAUACAAAGAUGCUGACCAGUGACCAAGAGGAUAGUGGCUUACCAUGGGUGUCAGCCGCCCGGGGCAGAGGAAAAUUUCGCCCUCCCUUAUUUAGGUAUUUCAAUUUAAAAGAACAAAAUUCAGUUUUGUCACAGAACAAGCAAUGAAAAAUUCGGUGGUAGUGCAGCGACCUGUUUAAAAUAGUUCUAUUGGAUAUUAGUGGUGUAUAUGAACGUGAAUGAAUCAUACAAGCAAAAAAAUAAAGGUCAACAGUUUUCGCAGGAACUCCUCAGAUGAAAAAGUUACUAGUUCACCCGGCGAGCCGAUUCCUGGACUAUCUGGAUGAUAGCACUAUCGUAGGCGCGAUGCAAGUAUAGAUUAGGAUGUUUCAAAUUUUUACAAGAUAUUAUUAUUAUUUAUUGUGAAAUUUUGCCACCCCCUAAAAUGUGCCGCCCGGGAUGGGCUGCCCCUGCCGCCCCCACUGCGAAAGGAUAAAAACCACUGAACGUUGGUAAUUGGUCAUAAGUUCAGACUUCACAAUGGGCUGGCCACGUGGAGUUUUCAAAGAUUUCUUUACUAAAUAAAGGCCAGUUUUUCUCAUAGAGAAUUCUCCUAGGAGGAGGAUUCUCUAUGAGCACUUUCUUCUUGACAGAUUGCCCACAUGAUGCAUUGCAAUAUGGGCGAUCUGCCAUGUGGCAACCAUUAAUUAUCAAAAACAUGUUACCCUAGAGCAGAUUUAUAAUCUGCUCUAGAGUAACAUGUUUUUGUCAUGGCAAAAAUUUCUUAUCCAACUCAGUUUGAUUUUAUUCAGUGUUAAACAAUAUUUGACUCGCCCUGUAUAUUUUGCAACAACUGAAUGCCACUGUUAUCACUGUUAGAAAAUGAUACUCAAAAGAUAAAUUAAGGUACAAAAGUAUGAAAAUUUACUAAUAAUGCAAAGGAAAUUAUGAAUUGAUUUAAUUCCAAAUAAGCAGGGAAUAUUCUUAAAUUUAGAAUGAUAUUUUUGAGAAAAUAGAAGAUUCAUAAUUAUGAAAUAUGAAGCAUAAAAUGAACAAACUGAAACUGCUUUUGGAAAUGUUUUAAGAUUCUAACUUCAUCAUCAACACACCAACAUAUGCCAGAUCAUCACUGAUAUUCUUGAUUACUUAAAAGUAUGAACAAUGUAAACUUCAUAACAAAUUAAGUUAUAACAUUGAAUAAGAUAAAUUUUAAAUAUUAAUAUAACCUAUAUACUUCUUUCUAGACUGCAUAUUGUAAUAUCAAAACACUUACUAAAACACCUUUUC
Messenger RNA from Centruroides sculpturatus (bark scorpion), 7442 nucleotides. RefSeq names its product RUN and FYVE domain-containing protein 2-like. Gene Ontology annotation, biological process: endocytosis. Lineage: Eukaryota; Metazoa; Arthropoda; Arachnida; Scorpiones; Buthidae. Gene Ontology annotation, molecular function: metal ion binding; GTPase activator activity. Bases 1 to 615 code for a protein of 204 amino acids. The record is from RefSeq and is a predicted model, not a curated record. The transcript is spliced from 5 exons. Gene Ontology annotation, cellular component: intracellular membrane-bounded organelle.